This is a messenger RNA of Manis javanica (Malayan pangolin), 390 nucleotides long. RefSeq names its product coiled-coil domain-containing protein 122-like. Lineage: Eukaryota; Metazoa; Chordata; Mammalia; Pholidota; Manidae. The record is from RefSeq and is a predicted model, not a curated record.
AUGCUAAGAUAUAAUGAAUAUUAUGCAAAAAUGAAAGUACAUAAAGAUAGUUUGGGGGAGAUAGAAAGCAAAUGGUCAUUCAUGACUGAACUCCAUGAAAAACAAGAUCUUGUUAAAAAACUAAUGACAAUGAAAGAGGAACUUACACAAGAUUCCCAAAAUACAGAAGGAAACCAGAUAAAACAAGUACAGGAAGACAUUACAAAGCUAAAGGAUCAAAUUAUAACUGUAAAAGAAUCUAUCAUUGAAAGAACUUGUUUUCUUGAAGAAGAAAAAAAUACCCAUGAAAAAUUAAGAAAAGAAAUAGAGAUACAACAUAAGAGAUAUGGUGCAAUUCUUAAGCAUUUGCACUGUCAGGUGAACAAACUUCAGUCAAACAGAAGACAAUAG